This is a messenger RNA of Monodelphis domestica (gray short-tailed opossum), 5273 nucleotides long. It is a transcript of the gene LACC1, whose product is annotated as laccase domain multifunctional purine nucleosidase 1. The record is from RefSeq and is a predicted model, not a curated record. Gene Ontology annotation, molecular function: copper ion binding. NCBI's taxonomy places the organism in Eukaryota, Metazoa, Chordata, Mammalia, Didelphimorphia, Didelphidae.
UCCGCCCCCCGCCUGUCAUUUCUCCGCCCUUGCGCUGUUCCCAUCCUCUUUUUCGCUGUCGCAGCACUCGGCCAUCGGCUCCUUCUCCUUUUCCUUCGGUCUCGCCCUCGGGAUUCAUUCUCCUCUCCUCCCCUGGUACCCUUGACCUAGUUCUUGCUGCCGCCGCUGCCCCAAAUUCUCCCUCCCGGCUCUGGCCUCAGCAUCUCAGGUAGUUUAUUUGGUGCAGAAUUCUUUUUGAGGAUCUUUAUACAGUACUCAAAUAUGGCAGAAGCAGUAUUGAUCGAUAUCUUUGGUUUGAAAUUGAACUCUCAGAUUAACUGUAUGCUACUAAAAACACUGAAUGCUGUCCACUACCUCCAUGCCACAAAUGCUAAAUUCCUUUGCAUAAUGUGUGGCCAUAAUCUCAAAUGUGAAAAUGACUGUGAACAUGAUAGUGAACUUGAAAUGAUUAAUAGUUUACCAGCCCUUCAAAUGGGAUUUGAGGUUAUAAGUAAUUCCAGCAUGGCUGCUGUCUUAUAUACAGUUAAACAAAAACUUGAUGAAAAAAAUUUGGAUAGUAUUAAAAUAAUGACAACACUACAGAGAAAAGCACUAAUGAAAGUUUUUAUUGAUCAACUCUUCACUGAUGUUUACCAUUUUGAGUUUGAAGACUUACCACUAGAUUUGGGAGAAAGUCAUAUAAAAGAAUCCAUUGAGCUAAACAGUGUUACAAACCAAGAAUUAGAAGAAAUCCAGAAUGAUAUCAAAACAUAUUUGAGAAGUCUACCAGGACUGAAGGGAGAACCCAUCAUUCUCACAUCUUCCUUGAUCCCAGAUACUUUCAUACAUGGCUUCACAACAAGGACAGGUGGGAUAUCUUACAUCCCCACUCUCAGUUCUUUCAAUCUCUUCAGUAGUACUAAGCGUAAAGAUCCAAAGGCUGUCGUUCAAGAAAAUCUGUGCAGAUUGGCUCAAGCGGCAGGAUUCAAUCCUGAAAAAUUUCACCAUAUAAAGACUGAUCAUGCCAAUGGUGUCUGGAUAAUGGGCAAGAAGGAACCUAAUUUGUAUGAUGGAAUAACAACCAACCAAAGUGGAGUAGCCAUAGCAGCUCUUGGUGCAGACUGUAUGCCUUUGAUUUUUGCAGAUCCUACUAAAAAAGCAUGUGGUGUCGCUCAUUCUGGUUGGAGGGGAACCUUGCUAGGAGUUGCUAUGGCUACUGUCAAUGCUCUUGUAGCAGAAUAUGGAUGUCACUUGGAAGAUAUUCUUGUUGUAAUGGGCCCUUCAGUUGGACCUUGCUGUUUUACUCUCCCAAGAGAUUCAGCAAAGGCCUUUCAUAAUCUUGACCCUCGGUGUGUAAGACUAUUUGACUCUCCAAAUCCCUAUGUUGACAUACGUAAGGCCACUCGAAUUCUUUUAGAACGAGGAGGAAUUCUUCCUCAGAAUAUUCAAGGUGAUUCUAAAUCUGACCAGAACCAAAAUCUUGACCUUUGUACAUCCUGUCAUCCUGAUAUGUUCUUUUCUCAUGUCCGGGACGGCAUUAAUUUUGGGUCACAAAUGGGCUUCAUAUUAAUUAGAGAGUAAUGAAUAUGGUACAAGUCUGGAUGUUUACCUGGGUUGUUUCCUUGCUGCCUAUAUGACUGCUUCCAGUAUUCCAGUGGCUCUAGGAUCUCAUCAAUAUGAAUAUUCUUCCCAGUGAUGGAAAAUAUAACCCUGCAUGCCUGCUCUUCCUUGGGAUUCUAAUCUAUACAUUCCAAUAAAUUCAUCAUUAGAGGCCUGACAGAUGUCCUUCUGGUAUCAUGGGUAACAAUAUAGCAUGUAGACUACCCAUUAGUUAUCUCUCUUUUUUACUACAUGAUUAGCCAUUUUUUCCAUUUUCACAAUUCUCAGAGAACAUCCAUUAUGCUAUUUGUGUAAUUCUUCAUUUGUGAUGUAUGUCACAUUGCCCUGGCAUACCAUGUGACUCUCUAUUUCUCUCUCUCUCUCUCUCUCUCUCUUUUUCUCUCGCUCUCACUCUCGCUCUCUCUCUGGAUAAUAUGCUGUUGUAAUUUCUUAGAAAACAUAAUAUUUCAUAGCUCACAGCUAUACAAUAUCACCAGAAGAUGGACUUUUGUUUCAGAAAGAAAUAUGAAGUCAUUGAAAAAAAUCUUUGUAGUUUCCCAGAGGAAAUCUAACCUGGCCCCCCUCAUCCUGUUUAGUUCUGGGCCCAAGCCAUUUUUCAUUUGGGGUGUUUGUCCAAGAUUUCUAUACUAAUGACUAAUGUAGAUUCUCUAUAGAUUGUCCAUCUAACUAUAUGUAAUAGUUUGGGCCGUAGGCAUUCACCAACCAUUCUUUUUUCAGUAUGGAUAGCUAUACUAUACUCUUUUAAGUAAUUAUGGAUCGUAUGUAGGAGGCUCUGGAUUGUUACUUUGUUUUUUGCAGCCAGCCCAAUGUCAUCUCUAAGACUUUAUCAUCUAUAAAGAAUCUACCUAUGUCUUUAACUUCUUAGAUCCCCUUCUUGAGAGUUAUGUACAUAUCUGGAAAGAACAACUUUUUUUCUGUUUUAGGCUUUUCUGAUAUUUUUAAUCAGAGUUGUUGACAAUGUCAUCUCUUAUAUCUUACAUGCUUUUGAUGUACAUAUGGGAGAUAGCUUGUUGGAGGACAGCCUUUAAGGUAGUAUUUUGCUUUACUGUGUUAAAUACUUGUUUACAAUCUAGUAGUAAGUACAGUAGAAUCUUAUAUUUUCUCUUCUAUUGUCAGUCAGUUGUGGCAUUGUAAUGAAUGGAAUAUCAUUUGUAAAACCCUUCUCAGUAAGCGUAUAUGUUAUCAUAACUCUAUGGUUCAAGAAUUAAUGAUGUUUACUUGAUCACCAUUUUUGGGGAGGGAAAUAAUAAUAAGAUUCUAGUUUCAUCUGUAAAUGACCUUGGGAUGACUUGGCUUAUUUAGAUCUUUUCUGCCUGCCAGUGAGGAAAAACCUAAGCCAUUUGAUUUACCUAAGGUUAGAUAAUUGAAAAAUUAGUUCACUAUCUUCAAGAAAAUUGUAUUUUCAUUAACAUUCAGAAUGAAAUAAAUUUAUUUAGUUCUUUUUAGAAUGGAUAUGAAAUCAGUACGAUCUAGGCUAAUGUAAGAAGAAAGAAAGCAUAUUAGAGAGAGCGGGGGCUCUUAUUAAAUGCUAUGCACAAGGCUUUGUGCUACCUUUUUGAGGAUACAGUAAGAAAAAUGAGCCCUCUGCUGCUUUCCAUGGCUCUCUUCUAACAGGAGAAGAGAAUAUAGAGAGGAGAUAGGUAAUUUCAACUGCAAGUGGAAAAACCCCAUAGAAGCAGAAAAUAAGAGGUGGUAAUUAAUGUAAUUUAAUGUCUUUAAUGUUACUCCCAUUGAUAAAACCAUCUUUGUUCUUGAUAUUAAACCAUUUCACAGUGAUAAGGACUUUUGUGGCAAGAACUUUCAUUUCCAGAUGUGUUUUACUAUACAGACUAGCAUAUACCUUCCCAUGACAAUGCUUUGAGAUUGCUUCAUUAUUUAUUGAGAUUGCUUCAUUUAUUAUUUAUUAGCAGCUUGAUAUAGGAGAAAAAAACUUGGGAAUUAGGAGUCAGGAGAUCUGACUUCAACCUAGUAUUUAUUUUCUGUCUCUUAAACAAAGCAUGCAUGCUUUAGGCUUAGAUUCUUAUCUGUAAAAUGGGGAUAUUUCUUUUAUUACUUACCUUGUAAGUUUUGAGGAUCAAAUGUAAAGUACUUUGUAAAAUACUAUAUUGAUAUUAACUAUUAUCAUUAAUUAUAGUAGAGCAUGUCAGAGAAAUCUCUUCCUAGCCCUCUUUAUGCCUUCUUUGAUUUCCCUAAGCCAAAUGUGAUUUUUUUCUCUUUUCUGGAAUCUCUUAGCACUUUACAUUUCUCACAUGCACUUAUCACAGUCUACUUUAUAUAUAGUUGUUUGUGUACUUUCUUUGUUAGACUGUCAACCUUUUUAGAUUUCCCACAGGAUCUAAUAUAGCAUGUUUCACAUAAUCUCAUGACCUCUCAGAAAUGUUUGUUGAAUUUAUUAAUUUAAAACAGACCAUAGACAUAUCAAGCAUAUUUAAUGUAUUUUGUUAUAUGACAUUUUAAAAGAAUUCUUAUUGACUUUCAAAAUCCUUAAAUUUGCCAUUCACUUCAAGGUACUUAGCACUUUUGAAAAAUAACUGAGUUAAAAAGUUUUGUAGUGAUCAGUUGUUACAUCUUGCAUUGUAAAUUAAAAUAAUAUAAUUAACAUGAAGACGUCCCAUGUUGAUACAAUUAUACCUCAUUUUACUCUUUUUUUUUCCUUAAAGCUCAGUAAGAAGUCAUUUAAUCAAAAUACUUGAUGUAUUUGGCCCAGCUUUGGGAAAAGAUGAGUCACAAACUAUAUUUGUGCCAAUGCAGAUAAGCAAGAAUUGACUGUGAUAUAACUUCAGGGGAUCACAAAAUACAUUUUCUUUAGCUUUGAGGGGAAAAUACUGCAUCAACAAUUACUACUAAAAAGACUUAAAUUUUUCGAAAGCCAUGCUUUAGCACAUCCUGAAAAGAGAAGGCUUUCAUAUUCUGUGUGCUUAUUUCUUUCUAGAGAACAUCAGUGGUUCUUUAUGAAAGUGGUUUCUUUAUAUGAAUGUUAAUGUUAAUUGCAGGUAUUUGUCCCAUCAUCUUUUACCUUUUAGUCUUUGCUUCACUGUCCCUUUUGACAAAAAUAAACUUCUCUUGGGGAUUCUGACAACUCCCAUUGAAAAUCUCUCCUUUUCCCCUAGUUGUGGUGCUUGCCAUCACUUCCUCUAAUUGUCAUGCUUUUCUAUUUAUGAUAUCACUUUCCUGGGAGAAUGUAAGCUCUUUAAGGGCAGGGGUUGAUUUUCAUUUUGCUUUUGUGUUUCCAGCAACUAGCAGAGUACCUUGUACAGGUGAUUAAUAAAUGUUUAUGGCAUUGGAAACAGGAAAUGUCUGGUGGCUGAUUUAGACUGAGUAGUAAGUAAAAUGUAUACCCUUGAAUUGAUUAAGUUUGGAGGGAGGGUUGACUAUAAUGAAGAGCUCUAAGCUUCUUAUAUAACUUCCAUCUUAUAUUCUAAUUGUUCUGUACUUUAAUUAAUACUGUAUAAUAAAUGUAAAAGGGAAGGUGGUCUUACCAGGAGUCUAUAUGAAUGUACUGUUGCUGUGAUUUCUUUUUUUUUUUUCAGACUUGGAACAAACUGUACCUUCUCUCAUUUGGAUAAGAGAGUGACUUAAAGAUUAUUUAAAAAAUAUUUAUCACCUUUGUAUUUUGUUCUUUGAUGUGACUCCAAACCAUUCUCUAUUUUAAAUAAAUUUCCAAGCCCUCUGAA